AUGGCCGACUUUGUCAACCACGCACUCGACGGCGAGUCUCGAGUGGCAGAGAUCUACUCCGCCGUGAUAAUAUGCUUGACAGCGGUUACGGUGGUUGUCUUGGCCCGGAUUUACACGCGUCUGUUUGUGGUUAGGACGUUCGGCCUGGACGAUUGGACCGCUGCAAUAUCGCUUCCAUUCACAGUCGCUUGUGGCGUCGUAGUUGGCGUUAAUAUCAAAUAUGGUUCUGGAAGACACAUUUGGACGGUAUCCAUUGACGACCAAAGACAGUAUCUCAUCAACUUUUAUUUGAGCAUUGUUUUAUACAACAUCUCCCUCCUUUUCACCAAAGCCUCUUUCCUUUUGCAAUAUUACCGCGUAUUGGCUACAACCAAAGCCAUGAAGCGAUUGUACAUGGGCUUUUUCAUCGCCAUCGUGUUUGUGUACAUUGUUUUCCUUUUCUUGGCCAUAUUUCCUUGUAUUCCAAUUUCGGACUUUUGGUCAUUUUCCGACAGUCCAAACUGCCUUCCGAACCUUCCAUCAUUCUACGCCCAAGCAGUAACCAAUAUCGUCAGCGAUCUCGCCAUCUUCUUCCUCCCAUUACCGGCUCUCUGGAAGCUCCACAUCAACGGGCCCCAAAAGCUGGUGCUCCUGAGCAUCUUCUCCCUCGGCCUGUUCGCGUGCAUCAUCUCCAUCAUCCGCCUCACGUUCCUCGCCGACAGCCCCGACAUAACCUGGGACAACGCCAGCGCGUCCGCCUGGUCGACGGCCGAGGUUUGCAUCGCGCUGAUAUGCGCCUCGCUGCCGUCGCUCCGGCCCAUCGUCGGCGGCAUCCUGCCCCGGCUCGCGUCGUCGUUUGGCAAAAGCACCACGGCGCGCAGCGCGACCCGCAAGGGCACCAGCCGGCUCCAGACGGUCACCACGGUCACGUCGCGAAAGGCGCCGACUUUGUAUCCGGACCUCGAGGGGAGCGUCGAGCGGCUGAACAGCAACGAGGGCAGCGAGGGUGCUCCUGCGCGCUCCCAGACGUUCCUCGAUGAUGGCAGCGACCACAAUGGCUUUGCGAUGACUGAUAUGGCCAAGUCGGCCGCGCCGCCGCAUAACCGCAUCUGA
Molecule: messenger RNA, 1092 nt
Organism: Pyricularia oryzae 70-15
Lineage: Eukaryota; Fungi; Ascomycota; Sordariomycetes; Magnaporthales; Pyriculariaceae
Exons: 6
Coding region: 1-1092 (363 amino acids)
Source: RefSeq, a predicted model, not a curated record